Nematocida parisii ERTm1 is the source of this 2172-nucleotide messenger RNA. RefSeq lists its product as uncharacterized. Lineage: Eukaryota; Fungi; Microsporidia. Gene Ontology annotation, biological process: mismatch repair. Gene Ontology annotation, molecular function: mismatched DNA binding; ATP binding; ATP-dependent DNA damage sensor activity. The transcript has a single exon. Gene Ontology annotation, cellular component: nucleus; MutSalpha complex. Bases 1 to 1818 code for a protein of 605 amino acids. The record is from RefSeq and is a predicted model, not a curated record.
AUGCAGACUCAAGUAAGAAAGUGUAAUAUUAUGUCAUGGCUAACCAAAAAGCAGAAAGCAGUGCCAGUGGAGCCGUGCAGUAGCAGUGACAUGGACUGCAGCCAGAUUGAAUCAACAGAAGAAAGUAGCCCUCAAAUAGACUCACAGCCAAAUUUAAUUUCUAUUACAGCACCUGCUAGAAAAGAGAAUAAUCCGAAUAAAAUAAAGGCUGCUCCAAAAAGCAUAAAUAGGAGAGAAGAAAUAAAAAACUCAGCAGACUUAUUUGAAGAGGAAGUAGAGGAGGGUGAGGAAGAGAAGAAAUCUUUUCUUUCACCCCCUGUGGAUAAGUUUGGAAGAAGUCCUGGGGACAUAGGAUAUGACAAAAGCACACUGUAUAUAUCAGAUAAGGAGUUAUCUGCUAUGACUCCAUGUGAAGAGCAAUUCUGGCGUAUAAAGAUGGAGUACUUUGAUACGAUUGUUUUCUUUAAGAAAGGAAAGUUCUAUGAGUUGUUUGCAGAAGAUGCCGUUCUCUCAUCUGAGCUAUUUGGGCUGAAGCUAACAAAAAGAGGAACAAUGAAAAUGACAGGGAUCCCAGAGAUGUCUCUUGAUAUGUGGAUAGAGAAGUUUAUAUACAAAGGGUAUAAAGUAGCAAUUGUAGACCAGAAAGAAACCAGUGUGUCUCAGAACAUGAGAGUUAAAUCAGGAGAAGCCAAACAAAAAGUGAUUGAAAGAGAACUGAAAGAAGUAGUCACAGAAACAACCACCAGUUCAGAAGGCAUAGGAAUAUGCAGCUUGUUUGUUCGUGAGAUAGAUGGCACAGAAAAAGCAAAUGUCACAAUAUCUGUAUUUAGGCCGAUGGAGUCUGAAUUUUUUGUGUUAUCAUUUGAAGAUGAUAGAGAGCUAUUCUCUACGCAGAGCAUACUAAAAAAAGAGAAUAUUAAAGAAAUUAUAACCAAUGCAUCUGUUCCAUUUAAAGAAAAGAUUGUCCGGGUGCGGCCAGAUGUGUGGGGACAAAAUGUGUCUCCUAUAAUUGAAAAAAUGGGAAACUCAGGACUCAGUUUAGAGGGAGAAAAAAAGGAAGCUCUUGAGAUUCUUCUUUCCUAUCUGGAAUACUUAAAGUAUGCAUUUACUCCCAAGCUAAUAGAGUAUAGCGAGAAAACAAAAAAUCAGAUGCAAAUUGACGGGAGAACAAUAGAAAUGCUGUGCUUAGUGGAUGGCCCAAAUAGAAAGGAACAAUCUGGAAACUCUCUUUUCCGGCUUAUAGACCAAACUAGAACAAAGCAGGGAAGAAGACUUCUUAGACAAUGGAUUAUUCGGCCUCUUUCCUGCCUUAGCAAAAUAGAAAAAAGAUAUGCCACAGCAGAGCUACUAGAUAGUGUUCCAGAGAGAGAUAUGCUUGAGUCGUAUUUGCAGCAAGUAGGGGAUAUUAGCGAUUUUGUGAAGAAGGCAAAGAAUUAUAAGAUACGCGCAGAGGAAAUAAGAAAGCUUUCUUCUUCUUUAGAUGCGGUUAAAUCCAUAUAUGCAAUAUUACAGUCUAUACUGGCAAGAAGUACACCGAAUGAGAUAGAAAUGACUUGUUUGCAAGUGAUUUGUGAAAAGAUCCAUACUUUUGCAGUAAUUGAUGAAAUAACUCUGGGAUUUGAUAUUUCCGGUGAUAUUAUGCCACUAAGCACAGAUGCCGAGCUUAUUUCUGCUGAAAAGCACAAGAAGAAAGUAGUAAACAUUCUUGAGGUAUAUGGAAAAAAAGAAUCUGCAGCAGCAGGAGUUGAGUUCUUAGUCAAAAAAAUAGGAAGAGAGCACUAUUUAGAAGUGCAAGAGAACAGAGUCUCUUUUGCUUGAAUCAAAGUAUAUACCCUCUGGAUCAACAAAAACAACUGCUAGAUACACUACAGCAGAGCUUCGAAAACUAUCAGAGACAUACCUUGAGGCAGAAGAGAAAAUAGCAUUCUUGGCAGCAGAGUCAGUCUUUAGAAUUUCAAAAAGAAUUAGCGAGAAUGACAUAUGCCUGCAAGAUAUUUCUGUGGGGAUUGCUGCUUUAGACUGCCUUGUCUCAUUUGGAUAUAUUUCUGGGGUAAAGCCAUUAUUUUCAGAAUCUCUGCAGAUAAAAGGACUUGUGAAUGUGGGAAACACACACAUCCCAAAUGACAUAGAUAUAUUCCCAGAAAACAAGCUAAUUGUUCUUACAGGCCCAAA